Molecule: messenger RNA, 2650 nt
Organism: Eublepharis macularius
Lineage: Eukaryota; Metazoa; Chordata; Lepidosauria; Squamata; Eublepharidae
Product: autocrine proliferation repressor protein A-like
Exons: 14
Coding region: 1-1614 (537 amino acids)
Source: RefSeq, a predicted model, not a curated record
AUGGUAAAGGCCAGCACCGAUGGCAUAUGGGGCCACUUGGAGGCCAUUGUCAACUUGUUCCUAAGCUCCAGGGUUCUCCCUGGGAUGCUAAAGGAGGCCGUGGUUAGACCUCUCCUAAAGAAGUCAUCUUUGGACCCCACCGAUCUAGUCAAUUACUACCCAGCUUUCAACCUGCCAUUCUUGGCCUGCUUGUCCUCUGUUUGGCUGAUGGAAUGGAAGGCACUGGAUGAAUACGUCAACCUCCCUGACUCUCACUAUGAAUAUAACUUGCUGUCGAAGAAGGAAGAACUUUUCCUUGUCUUUGUAGCCACAUUUCAUACCAUCAAAAUGACCUCCCAGAAGUGGCUGGAUGAAUCUGAAGUGGACAAACCAAUUUGGCGGCAUGAACUGACGAUUGUUGUGCCCAAAAAGAAGGAAAUUAAUAAUGCAUCAUGCCUCCUCAUAAUCACUCCUGCGAAAAAUGAUGGAUCUGCUUCCAGUAUUCUUUCUUCAAAAGAUCAUCUGAUAUAUUUAGCAGACAGAUCUAAAUCGAUCGUAGCAGUGCUGAGGCAGGUUCCCUUCCAGCCACUGACCUUUCAUAAACACCCAUUAGGACGUAAGAAAAUCAAAGGAUUGGAUAUAUUUGCAUAUUCCUGGUGGAGGUUUAUGAAUGAUCCAGAUGCACCACCACACUGGCUUGUGCAAUUCCCGAUGGUCAAGGCCACCGUGAGAGCCAUGGACACGAUCACAGACUACAUGAUGAAAACAAUGAAGAAAAACAUCACCCGGUUCACACUGACAGGUAUUUCCAUGGAUGGAUGGAUCACUUGGCUGACUGCAGCAGUCGACAGCAGAGUUGCUGCAAUUAUUCCCAUUGGCAUGGAUUUUCUCAACCUCACAGAGAGUUUCCCCCACCAAUACCGAGCAUAUUGUGGCUGGUCUUACAGGCUAAGAGCCUUCUAUGAGAUGAAUAUAACCCAAGAGUUGGACCACCCCCGUUUCAGUCUUCUGGCUUCUCAUUUGGACCCACUGGCAUACAAUGAGCGGUUCACAAACAUAUCCAAGUUCAUAAUCCUUGCAUCGGGGGAUGAAGUCUCCGUGCCUGACAACUCCCAUUAUUACUUUCCCUACCUAGAAGGAGAGAAGCAUCUCCACAUCAUCCCAAAUGCUGAUGACAGAUUUCUAGGUAUAGAAAUUCUAUCAGAUCCAAUUCUCGUUUCCUAUACGCGGGUCAAAAAUAAUUAUCCACGUCCCUCAGUCUCUUGGCAGAGAAUAAUGACAAAUUCCACUGGAAUCAUCUAUUUCAAUUCAUCCCCAGAACCCAAUGAAAUUUUCUCUUACCAUGCUGAUACUGUUGGGGGAACCAGGCGAGACUUCAGGAUGAGGAUAGGAGCUGGAAAUUCUUUUCAGAACAACAAUGUUAAAUGGACAAAGACCAAUGUUGAGCAUGUGAAAAUUCGUCAGUAUAAGAAGGAAUUGGAAAUUCCAGCAGAGGGAUGGAGGGCCUUCUUCGUUCAGGCCAUCUUUCCAAUGGAUGUCAGUGGUGCGAAGUUGGUGUUUACAUCAGAAAUCCACAUCAUUCCAGACACUUUCCCAUGUCCUAAUUGCGAUGGAUGCCAUGGUACACUGGUCUGAAAACAAGGAACAACGAUGAAGCAAUUUGCUUUUCCUAAGGGAAUUUUGGUGGUGGUUCUAGAACUUAGGUGGUAUAACAAAGGAAAAGGUAUAAGGUAGAAGUGUGCUGAAAAUGAAGCUCUAAUGUUAGAUAGUUUUGCUUUGGUUCUAAAAAAACCUGUGUUCUCAUCAUUAGAAUAUUAGACUAAGAUUGAGAAGCCCUAGUUUCAAAUCCUCGCUGAACUGAGUUUCAAAUGCUUGCUGGCCAUCUUGCAGCUUUAGCUUGGGGCUGAUACUCUCUCUCAGUUUAUCUAUCUUAGGGGGUUGUCGUGAAGGUAAAAAUGGGGGGUUGGACCGUACAUACUGUCCUGAGUUCACUGGAGAACAGGUGGGAUAAAAAAAAUCACAAAAUAAGAGCAAAGACACUGCAGACAUUUGUCUGGGCAUAGAGAACUGUAAGGCUGAGAGAGUCAGAGUGUCAGAAAACUUCACUACAGAAAAUAAGACAGAUGAAUAAGAACUAAAAUGCUAUUGACAGAGCUCUUCACUGAGGCUGUUUUCUUUGUCAUUUCUGUCUUCCAUUUUUGCUAAGAAAACUACCUGAGAUACCAACAUAGCAAAUAGCAUGCAAGUGAUGGAGUUUCACACUUACCAUACUGACAGGUUUAUCAUCUCAAUUCUACCUUCUCUGGGGCUGCAAUUGACCCCACUGGGGCAAACAUCCACAAUGCAGUCUAGGGAGACAAUGGAAAUAUCCCUAAACGUUGCUGAAAACACUUUCUGUCAUAAUGUGGCUCUGUUCUGAAAUGAAUCACACACAACCACAAGGACGCCAUCCAUUUGGCCCCCGGUGCCUUGAAGGACACAAUCCACUAAGCAGCAGAGACAAGGUUGCCCAUCCCAAGCUGCACAAAUGGGCCAAAGUUCAAAUUCCAGCUCCGCCUCAGAUACUUGAGGAAAUCUGUGUAACUUGGGGACAUAGCAUUUUAAAAUGCAUCUUCUAUCUUGCUAGUAUGUUAUGGAAAAAUUGCUAGCCAAAAUUAUAUUUACAUAAUUA